Molecule: messenger RNA, 1602 nt
Organism: Haliotis rufescens (red abalone)
Lineage: Eukaryota; Metazoa; Mollusca; Gastropoda; Lepetellida; Haliotidae
Product: 26S proteasome non-ATPase regulatory subunit 11-like
Exons: 12
Coding region: 16-1275 (419 amino acids)
Biological process (GO): ubiquitin-dependent protein catabolic process
Cellular component (GO): proteasome regulatory particle, lid subcomplex
Molecular function (GO): structural molecule activity
Source: RefSeq, a predicted model, not a curated record
AAAAAUCCUAUCAUCAUGGCUGCCGCGGAGUUAGAGAAAGCACUUGCUUUUAAAGUAUCAAAUAAGACUGGAGCAAUUGACAUUUUGUCGGGAAUAGUAAAGAGAGACAGUGGAGACAAGGGCGAAGAAUGGGUGAAGGUGAAGGAACAGGCUGUUCUGGAGCUUGGUGCUCUCUUUGCAGGAACAAAACAGGCCACAGAGCUGGCUGGCCUGAUUAAGUUCACACGGCCAUUCCUCGGUAUGGUGAGCAAAGCUAAGGCAGCCAAGUUGGUGCGAGCACUGGUUGACCUGUUCUUGGACAUGGAGGCAGGAACCGGUAAAGAGGUUGAGCUCUGUCAGGAAUGCAUUGACUGGGCUAAAGAUGAAAAGAGAACAUUCCUGAGACAAGCCUUAGAGGCUCGUCUCAUUGCUCUCUACUUUGACACAAAGAGUUAUCAGGGUGCACUGACACUAGCGUCAAGCCUACUGAAGGAGCUGAAGAAGCUGGAUGACAAGGCUCUGCUGGUGGAGGUGCAGCUCCUGGAGAGCAAGAUCUACCACGCACUCUCCAACCUGCCCAAAGCCAGAGCUGCACUGACAUCAGGAAGAACAACAGCCAAUGGCAUCUACUGCCCACCCAAACUACAGGCUGCCCUUGACCAACAAUCUGGUAUUCUUCAUGCUGCUGAUGAGAGAGACUUCAAGACAGCCUACUCCUAUUUCUAUGAAGGAUUCGAAGGCUAUGAUUCAGUGGACAGCCCCAAAGCUAUCACAGCACUUAAAUACAUGUUACUGUGCAAGAUCAUGCUGAAUCUCGCUGAUGAGGUACACGCCAUUGUAAGUGGCAAGCUAGCUCUCAAGUACACAGGCCAAGAAGUGGAUGCCAUGAAGAGUAUAGCCCAGGCUAGUCAUAAGCGCUCUUUGGCAGACUUCCAGAAGACUCUGGCUACAUAUAAGGUCCAGUUGGAAGAUGACCCCAUCGUGAAUGCUCAUCUGAAGACGCUUUAUGACAACUUAUUGGAACAGAAUCUGUGUAGAAUCAUAGAGCCUUUCUCUCGGGUUCAAGUCCAGCACAUAGCUAAUCUUAUCAAGUUACCCGUGGCAGUAGUAGAAAAGAAAUUAUCCCAGAUGAUUUUAGACAGGAAGUUCCAUGGUAUUCUGGACCAGGGAGCUGGAGUGCUGAUUGUGUUUGAUGAAACCCCGGUCGACAAGACAUACGAAAGCUCUCUUGAAACAAUCCAGAGCAUGGGGAAGGUUGUUGAUGCUCUGUACAACAAAGCAAAGAAACUUACCUAAGCUCAUCUUCACAAAGACUUGAUCAAGUUGACGAGUAUUCCCUCUCCAGAAUGGCCAACAGCGCUAUUCAUCCUUUCAAAAGUGACAAUUUUGUUUGAAUAUUUUGCAAUAUUUCGUUGCCCAAAAUAUCAAAACACUGUCAAUUUAAACACUAUUGUUUCAGUUAUUAUUUUGAAAGGAUUUCUGGCAUCCGUGAUGAGUAAUAUUUGUUCUGAUGUACAAUGGAAAAAGACAAGUACACAUCGCAAAAGAAACACUUGAGUAUUUAUAUGUGCAUUCAUUCAUAUUGAACUUGUUAUCAUCCGAAUAAAUGACAUGUUUUGUAAA